GCGAUUGCGCCGCGGCUGGCGGACGAGGGGCGGGCACCGCAAAGGAGUGCGCCGUGCGGCUGCGCGGAGGCCUGCGUGGCGCGGUGGCGGGGAAGGGCGGUGUGGAGUGAGUGGCGCUGCGGGUGGGGCCGUCGGCGGCGCUGGUGAGGGAACGCCGAGCGGUCGCCGCAGCCUCUGCCGCCGAGAAGCCCUUGUUCCCGCUGCCGGGAAGGAGCGUCUGGUGCCGACAAGAUGGCGGACGGGGAGCUGAACGUGGACAGUCUCAUCACCCGAUUGCUGGAGGUACGAGGAUGUCGUCCAGGAAAGAUUGUGCAGAUGACUGAAGCAGAGGUUCGGGGUUUAUGUAUCAAGUCUCGGGAGAUCUUUCUCAGCCAGCCUAUUCUUUUGGAAUUGGAAGCACCACUGAAGAUUUGUGGAGAUAUUCAUGGACAGUAUACAGAUUUACUGCGAUUAUUUGAAUAUGGAGGUUUCCCACCAGAGGCCAACUAUCUUUUCUUAGGAGAUUAUGUAGACAGAGGAAAGCAGUCUUUGGAAACCAUUUGUUUGCUGCUGGCUUAUAAAAUCAAAUAUCCAGAGAACUUCUUUCUCUUAAGAGGAAACCAUGAGUGUGCUAGCAUCAAUCGCAUUUAUGGAUUCUAUGAUGAAUGCAAACGAAGGUUUAAUAUUAAAUUGUGGAAGACCUUCACUGAUUGUUUCAACUGCUUGCCUAUAGCUGCCAUUGUGGAUGAGAAGAUCUUCUGUUGUCACGGAGGACUGUCACCAGACCUGCAGUCUAUGGAGCAGAUUCGGAGAAUCAUGAGACCCACUGAUGUCCCUGAUACAGGUUUGCUCUGUGAUUUGCUGUGGUCUGACCCAGAUAAGGAUGUGCAAGGUUGGGGAGAAAAUGACCGUGGUGUUUCCUUCACUUUUGGAGCUGAUGUAGUCAGUAAAUUUCUGAAUCGUCAUGAUUUAGACUUAAUUUGUCGAGCUCAUCAGGUGGUGGAAGAUGGAUAUGAAUUCUUUGCUAAACGACAAUUGGUAACCCUAUUUUCAGCCCCAAAUUACUGUGGCGAGUUUGAUAAUGCUGGUGGAAUGAUGAGUGUGGAUGAAACUUUGAUGUGUUCAUUUCAGAUAUUGAAACCAUCUGAAAAGAAAGCUAAGUACCAAUAUGGUGGACUGAAUUCAGGACGUCCUGUCACUCCACCUCGAACAGCUAAUCCACCGAAGAAAAGGUGAAGAAAGGAACUCUGUAAAGAAACCAUCAGAUUUGUUAAGGACAUACUUCAUGAUAUAUAAGUGUGCACUGUAAAACCAUCCAGCCAUUUGACACCCUUUAUGAUGUCACACCUUUAACUUAAGGAGACGGGUAAAGGAUCUUAAAUUUUUUUCUAAUAGAAAGAUGUGCUACACUGUAUUGUAAUAAGUAUACUCUGUUAAAAUAUUCAACAAAGUUAAAUCUAAAUUCAGACUUACCCAUUAAAGUUACAUCUUCACGCAUCAGUUUUUAAAGUUGAAAAGCAUCCCAGUUAAACUAGAUGUGAUAGUUAAACCAGAUGAAAGCAUGAUGAUCCAUCUGUGUAAUGUGGUUUUAGUGUUGCUUGGUUGUUUAAUUAUUUUGGGCUUGUUUUGUUUUGUUUGUUUUUGCUAGAAUAAUGGCAGAUUCUUUAAAUUUUUUUCCCAAACAUCCUUAGAGUGAAAUGUGGGAAGAAUUUUAAAGACGUUGAUUGGCUAUUAUUUUCCCUUGCUUAUUUACUUAUGUACCUGUUUGAUCUUACUGAGAAAACUUAAUGCCUCAUAACAGUAAAAAGGAAUUUUAGAGAUAUUUUUUAAAAAAUGCAAACUGUUCGACCGAGUGAUUUAAUCAGUUUGGGCAAAUGUUACAGCUGAUAAUGAAUAUUUUGCUUUAUACAGAAAUUGCCACUGAUUUGGAUUUGUGCACUCUAAUUUUAACUUAUUGAUGCUCUAUUGUGCAGUAGCAUUUCAUUUAACUUUAAGAUAAGGCUCAUUUAGUAUACCCAACUAGUUGGUAAUGUGAUUAUGUGGUACCUUGGCUUUAGGUUUUAAUUCGCACGGAACACCUUUUUGGCAUGCUUAACUUUCUGGUAACACCCUCACCUGCAUCGGUUUUGGUUUUUUUUGUUUGUUUGUUUUGUUUUGUUUGGGGGGGUUUUUUGUUUGUUUGUGUGCGUGUGUGUUGUUGUUUUUUGUUUUUAGAUCCACAAAACAUGAGAAUCCUUUUUUGACGAGCCUUGGAAAGCUGACACUAUCUCUUUUUUCCUCCCUCUGUACGAAGGAUGUAUUUAAAUGAAUGCUGGUCAGUGGGACGUUUGUCAACUCUGGGUAUUGGGUGCUUUUAACUGUCUAAUAUUGCCAUGUGAAUGUUGUAUACGAUUGUAAGGCUUAUGUCACUAAAGAUUUUUAUUCUGAUUUUUCAUGAUCAAAGUUCAUAUGAUAUUGUAUAGACAUGCUUUGUAGUGAACUAUAGUAGCAAUAAUUUCUGUACAUGAUCAAGGGUUUAUUGCAGCAUUUCUUGUUCUCUUUUGUUUUAAGGGUUAGUAUUAACAAAUGACAGGAAUAGAAAAAUCAGCAUAAAGAUUUUAGAAGGAGAACUUACAGGACACAGAUUUGUGAUUCUUUGGAUGCAACACUUUUGGAUGUGAUUCUAAAAGCUUUUAUUGAGCAUUGUCAAAUUUGUAUGCUUCACAGGGACAGACAUCAUAUUUAUAAUACCCUUCUAUAAGUGCUACCAUAGAUGUGAAAUUCUUGACCUUAAUAUUGUCUUUGAAAAUGUUAAAUUGAGAAUUCUGUUAACUUACAUUUUAAGAAUUGGCAUAUUGUAUUGCUGCAAGAGAUUUCAUUUUCAGCACAGUGCAAAGUUCUUUUAAAUGCAUAUGUCUUUUUUUUCUAAUUCCAUUUUGUUUUAAAGCACAUUUUAAAUGUAGUUUUCUCAUUUAGUAAAAGUUGUCUAAUUGA
Phacochoerus africanus (Common warthog) is the source of this 2952-nucleotide messenger RNA. It is a transcript of the gene PPP1CB, whose product is annotated as protein phosphatase 1 catalytic subunit beta. Gene Ontology annotation, cellular component: cytoplasm; nucleus. Gene Ontology annotation, molecular function: protein serine/threonine phosphatase activity. The transcript has 9 exons. NCBI's taxonomy places the organism in Eukaryota, Metazoa, Chordata, Mammalia, Artiodactyla, Suidae. The coding region runs from base 232 to 1215 and encodes 327 amino acids. Gene Ontology annotation, biological process: regulation of circadian rhythm; circadian regulation of gene expression. The record is from RefSeq and is a predicted model, not a curated record.